AUGGGUGCAGCGGAGUUUGCAGUGGCUCCGCAACCUGUUUUCGUGGAGUUUAACGCCAAGAUCACUCCUGUUGUUAUCUUUUACUCUAUAAUGGUUUCCACUGGAGGCCUCAUGUUCGGUUAUGACAUUGGCAUUUCUGGAGGAUUAACGUCAACACCUUCAUUCUUGAAGAAAUUCUUUCCGUUGGCAUUCGAAAUGGCCCAAAAACGAGAAAAAGAGAACAACAAUUACUGCAAAUACGAAAAUCGAGGCUUACAAGUCUUCACCUCUGCUUUAUAUCUCACCGCUUUAACUUCCACUUUCUUAGCCUCUCACACCACCAGACACAUGGGUCGCAAGAGAACCAUGCUUUUCGGCGGACUUUUCUUCAUCGUCGGAACCAUUCUCAGCGCCGCCGCCUCCUCCUACCCCAUCCUCAUUCUCGGGAGAAUCUCUCUCGGCUGUGGCGUUGGCUUCGCCAGCCAAGCCACUCCCCUCUUUCUCUCUGAAAUAGCCCCCACCAGAAUCCGUGGAGCUCUCACAAAUCUCUUCCAAUUCAACGUCACUCUCGGCAUUCUCUUCGGCAAUUUCACAAUUUAUACUACAUCCAGGCUUCAAAACGAAUGGGGAUGGAGGUUGUGUCUGGCUUUAGCAGGGGUUCCUGCUCUGCUUUUUACUGUUGGAACAAUCUUGGUGGAAGAUACUCCCAACAGUUUAAUCGAACGUGGGCAUUUGGAAAGAGGAAAAUUGGCGUUGAUACAAAUCAGAGGCACUGAUGAUAUCGAAGCGGAGUAUUUGGAGAUUGUGAAAGCAAGUCGUAUUGCUCAAGAAGUAGAAUACCCAUUUGCUGAUCUUCUCAUGGGCCAAAACGGUCCACCAUUAGUUAUUGCAAUUAUGUUUCAAGUCUUCCAACAAUUCACUGGAAUCAACGCAAUCAUGUUAUACACUCCACUUCUUUUUAAAACAUUAGGCUUCGGCAACAAUGCGCCUCUAUACUCUGCUAUCAUAACAGGGGUCGUUAACGUCCUUGCUACAUCCAUCUCCAUUUACUCCGUGGACAAGAUCGGUCGACGAAUGCUGUUAUUAGAAGCUGGAGUUCAAAUGUUCAUCUCGCAAACCAUCAUCGCAAUUAUACUUGCGCUUAAAGUCCAAGAUACUACAAAUACUUUGUCGCACGGGAUGGCGAUUGUGGUUGUGUUAAUGUUAUGCACUUUUGUUUCGUCUUUCGCUUGGUCUUGGGGUCCACUUGGAUGGUUGCUUCCUAGUGAAACUUUUCCAUUGGAAACGCGAUCUGCUGGGUUAAGCGUUACGGUUUGUGUUAAUAUGAUGUUCACUUUUUUGAUAGCGCAAUCUUUUCCAUCGAUGCUUUGCCAAAUGAAAUUUGGGAUCUUCUUGUUCUUCUCUGGUUGGGUGUUGGUGAUGUCGUUGUUCGUGUUCUUUUUGCUGCCGGAAACAAAGGGUAUUCCUAUUGAAGAGAUGACGGAGAGGGUGUGGAAACAACACUGGUUUUGGAAUAAAUUCAUGGAUGAUGGGGUUCAGGAGAGUGAGGAUUCAGAUUAAACUGUACUAUUGGUGAGUACACAACAACUAUAACCUUCCAUUUCAUUUCUUAUUUUGUUAGUUAGCUUCCAGUUUUGGGGUAGAUUCUACUAUCAUGUAGAAUUUACAAAAAAAGAAAUUAUGGAGCAUAAUCUUGACAUUGUAUAUGGUCCUUGUUCCACGAUAUUUGUGUACAUAAUGGAUUAUAAUAAGGG
Messenger RNA from Benincasa hispida (wax gourd), 1733 nucleotides. The record is from RefSeq and is a predicted model, not a curated record. Lineage: Eukaryota; Viridiplantae; Streptophyta; Magnoliopsida; Cucurbitales; Cucurbitaceae.